AAGUUACGUGGCCCUUGCAAGUGUUUAUUAUAUUUUAUUUAAGGGAUCUCAUGGGUCCUUUUAGUGUAGGUGACGUCACAACAUCAGCCCGUUUUUUUUUUAUUUGUAUAGUAAAAACAGAAGUCUAAAACGCUCCUGUGCGCGCGCGCAGAUCUAAGGUUAAUAACCGGUUUAUUAACGGUUUAUAAAGGGCGAGAGGGUGAGUGAUGGCGGCGGAGGGGAGCAGCAUGUCGAGUGUGUUAGCGUUCCAGACUCAGAUCGCCUCAGUGAUGGAGGUGUUCGCGAACGCCGCUGUGGCGGAGAUCUGUAAAGUUGUGGAGGUGAGUUACACCGAGUUACAGAUGGAGAUACUGAAGGGUCAGAAGGAGAACACGCUGCUCAAGAGGAGGCUGAAGAUGGUCGAAAUGCGGGAGUCGUUUUAUAAAAGAGCCAGCAGGCUGAAGGACUCGGCAGGGGGACAGGGUGGAAGGGUACGGGUGAAGAUCAGCACAGCAGAGAGUGAGCGUCGACCCACUGAGGAAACAAUACCACAUGAUCCUGUAACACACACACAUGCUCAACAGGAGUGUGUGAUGGAGUGUGUGGAGCAGGACGGCCAGUCAGACCUUCUCAUGCUAAAACAGGAAAGAUCCGAGAGCAUCAGUAAAGUGCAAGACACGGGGACCAGAGACACAAGCAGGGAAAAUGUCCUGCAGCACGAUUCACUCCAACAGCAGUCUGAUGAAGAACGUGACUUUCUGAAGGAAGAAGAACAUGAGGAGAGAGGAGACGCUUCAGCACACGAUGGAAGUUGUCCCGAUGAAGGUACCUCAAGUAUAGAAGCCGACAGCGACGUGGCUGUUGCCGAUGCGUCGUGGGAAAGCAGCGUGUUCGACUCCUCCGCCCACAACAUCCCGUACUCCGGAGCGGACAUGAGCGCAGGAGCGUCUAUUAAUGAUUAUUUCAUGCACAGAGAUGCCGUGUGUUCUUACAGCACAGAGGCCGGCUCCGUCAGCAACGCCUCUUUUCCUGAAGGUCACUUCCCACACGCUGACGACCGAAUGGUCACCCAGUCCCACUCCGGCCCAUUUAAACCGGACAGGUUCGUGGUGUGUAAAUAUUGUGGGAAACACUUCCCCCACACCAGCGCCCUGGUCCUGCACCAGCGUGUCCACACGGGCGAGAAGCCGUACUACUGCGCACUGUGUGGGAAACGCUUCAGUCAGGCAUCCAGUCUGAAGAAACACUACGGUAUGCACCGAGGAGAAAAGCCCUUCAGCUGCCUGCACUGUGGGAAACUCUUCUCAGAUCAGAGCAACCUGAAGAAGCACGUCAACGUCCACACCGGUGAGAAACCCUAUGGCUGCGUGCAGUGCGGGAAAACCUUCAACCAGUCGUCCAACCUGAAGACGCACAUGAAGAUCCACACACGGGAGAAACCGUUCAGCUGCGAGCACUGCGGUCAGAUCUUCGCCUACAAGAGCAGUCUGGUGAAACAUCAGCAGAGGAACUGCCUCACUCUGCAGAACCCUCUGCAGAACCCACUGCAGCAGUUUUAGAAUUUCUUACACCUGGACAUGUUCAUCAGGUUUAUAAAUAUACUGUAUGCAGUUAGGGUUGAUCUGACCUUUACUGGAGUAACUCCUUCGUGUGUGUGUGUGUGUGUGUGUGUGUGUGUGUGUUUUAUUUCUCUCUGGAUUAAUAGUCAGUGUUCUUCCUUCCUCUACAGACACCAUUCCUGCAGAUCCCUCCUUCCAUACGAACAUGGGACGAUUCCCCUGCCUAGUGCUCUAAUAUAAAUAUCUGUGUUAAAGUCCUACACACUCUCUGUGAUGAGGUUAUUAGAUUCCAGUCAGUGGAAGGAUCAGUACAGAAAGUCUUUUAAACCAUGGGUUCACUUUUAAUAAACACUCAGCUGUGUGUGUAUAAAACAAUAGAAUUCAGUAUUAAAAUAAAGUAAUGUGGCCCCUGGAGCAGUAUUGUGUAAUCAUCUGACAGUGAGAAGUUUUUCACUUUAAGGCCUGAGGAAUGUUUUUAAUUCUGAAUGAAACACAGAGCUGAACUCCUGUAACACUACACUGAAUAGAAAGCUACACACAGUGCCUUGUUACUGCUGCUGCUGUUGUUAUUAUUAUUAUUAUUAUGAAAGUCUCCCCUUGUGCAAAAAUAAAGUAUUACAAUAAUUAUACACCAAUUUAAAUGAUUAAACUUGAUUUAAUUUAGAAUUCUACAACCCCUGGCAGAAAGUAGGGAAUCACCACUCUUGGAAGAUGUUCAUUCAAUUGUUUAAUUGGGGGGAAAAAAAAAAAGACAUGCCAUUUUAUUUAAUUUCCACCAUAGAUAUUCAAUUGGAUUGAGGUCCGGACUAUUUGCAGGCCAUGCCAUUGACAUUAUAUGUCUUUCUUGAAGGAAAGUUUUCACAGCUUUUGCCCUAUGGCAUGAUGCAUUAUCGUGCUGAAAAAUGAUGUCGUCAUCACCAAACAUCCUUUCAAUUGAUGGAAUAAGAAAAGUGUCUAAAAUCUCAAUAUAAACUUGUGCAUUUAUUGAGGAUGUAAUGACUGUCAUCUCUCCCAUACCUUUACCUGACCUACAACCCCAUAUCAUUAAUGAUUGUGGAUAUUUGCAUGUUUUCUUCAGGCAGUUGUCUUUAUAAAUUUCAUUGGAACGGCAUCAAACAAAAGUUCUAGCAUCAUCACCCUGCCCAGUACAGAUCCGUGAUUCAUCACUGAAUAUCACUCUCAUCCGGUCAUCCAUAGUCCAUGAUUGCUUUUCUUUAGCCCACUGAAACCUUGUUUUUUCUGUUUAGAUGUUAAUGAUGGUUUUCGGCUUUUCUGUAAAUCCCAUUUCUUUUAGGCGAUUUCUUACAGUUCGGUCAGACAUUGACUCCACUUUCUGCCCUUUUGUUCCUCAUUUGUUUUGUUUUGUGCGUUUUCUGUUUUCAAGGCACAUUGCUUUAAGUUUUCUAUCUUGACGCUUUGAUGUCUUCCUUGGUCUACCAGUACGCUUCUCUUUUACAACCUUCCCAUUUGAUUUGUACUUGGUCAAGAUUUUAGACACAGCUGACUGGGAACAACCAACAUAUUUUGCAACAUUCCGUGAAGAUUUACCUUCAAGAAGUUUAUAAUCCUCUCCUUUGUUUCAUCUGACAUCUCUCGUGUUGGAGCCAUGAUUUAUGUCAAUUAGUUUGGUUCAACAGCUCACGAAGGUGUGCAAGCACUCUUUUUAACUGCAGACUAUUCAGCAGAUGUAAUCGGAUACAGGUGUUUGUUUUAGAACUGCAGUACAUGGUGAUUCCAUAAUAUUUUCCUCAGAAUUGUGAUUCCAUACUUUUUCCCUCUGUUUAAUCUGUAAAAACAGUUGCAAUUGACUACAAUUUUCUUUCUUUUUUAUGUUAAAUGAAAAUAGUUUUGUGGCAUGUCCGUGAUUGUUUUUUUUUCUACACAAUUAAACAAUUGAAUGAACAUCUUCCAAGAGUGGUGAUUCCAUACUUUUUGCCAGGGGUUGUAGAUGAAAAAAGAUGGACAGAGAGACAGUAUGUGAGACCUAUGCUCAUUCACUGUAAUACUUACUGUGUCCACAGGGAGGCAGCAGCACUCAACUAAACUUCCUGGGAAAGAGAGUGUGUGUGUGUGUGUGUGUGUGUGGUGGAACAUUGUCCACAUUGUCCUUCUGUUACUUUUCACUGAGAAGGAUUUUUCUACUUCUUCUGUGGUCCCUAAGUAGCAGAGUAAAAAAAAACUACAUUCUGUCUGUCUGUCUGUCUGUCUGUCCCUCUCCCCAUCUGUCUCUCCCCAUCUAUCUAUCUGUCUCUCUCCCCAUCUGUCUGUCUGUGUGUCUCACAAAUCUCUCUCUCUGUCCCCAUCUGUCUGUCUGCCUGUCUCUCUCCUCAUCUGUCUGUCUGUCUCUCUCCCCAUUUGUCUGUCUGUCUGUCUCUCUCCUGCCUGUCUGUCUGCCCAUUUGUCUGUCUUUCUCCCCAUCUGUCUGUCUGUGUGUCUCACAAAUCUCUCUGUCUCUGUCCCCAUCUAUCUGUCUGUCUUUCUCCCCAUCUGCCUGUCUCUCUCUCUCUCUCUCUCUCUCUCUCUCUCCAUCUGCCUGUAUGUCUCUCUCCCCGUCUGUCUGUCUCCCCACCUGCCUGUCUGUCUCUCUCUCGCCAUCCAUCUGUCUCUCUUCCCAUCUGCCUGUCUGUCUCUCUCCCCGUCUAUCUGUAUGUCUCCCCAUCCGCCUGUCUGUCUCUCUCCACAUCAGUCUGUCUGUCUCUCUCCCCAUCUGUCUGUCUCUCUCACCGUCUGUCUUUGUCUCCCAUCUGCCUGUCUGUCUCUCUCCUUGUCUGUCCGUCUCUCUCCCCGUCUGUCUGUAUGUCUCUUAGUAUCUAUGGGUUUUUUGAUGGAGAAAUUAUUUUAAUGAAUUAUUUUUACCCAGAUUCUGAUAAGGAUGUAAAUUUUGAUAUUUUUCUAAAUAGCAUUUAAAAAUGUCUUUGUUUUUUUCACCUCUCAGCUCGUUCACAGCUUUAUUGAAGUGUGAAUGGAUCAUGUCUUUUGUUAUUCAGUCUUUUUGAGGUGAAUGAACAGAGUUCAUGUCCUACAGACGGAGUGCAUGAGGUGUAGAUAUGUUAUGUUAUGUUUUUCACCUGAAGGACAAGAACAUGGAGAAGUCUGCUAUUGAGAAUGUUACAGAGACAUUUCCUCAGGUUGCUGUUUGCUCAUAUACCAGGUCUAAUCGGUCUUGACUUUAAUAAAUUUGGGUAAUCAA
Molecule: messenger RNA, 4728 nt
Organism: Hemibagrus wyckioides
Lineage: Eukaryota; Metazoa; Chordata; Actinopteri; Siluriformes; Bagridae
Product: zinc finger protein with KRAB and SCAN domains 1
Exons: 6
Coding region: 207-1538 (443 amino acids)
Source: RefSeq, a predicted model, not a curated record